Messenger RNA from Echinops telfairi (small Madagascar hedgehog), 1032 nucleotides. RefSeq names its product NK6 homeobox 1 (gene NKX6-1). Gene Ontology annotation, cellular component: nucleus. Lineage: Eukaryota; Metazoa; Chordata; Mammalia; Afrosoricida; Tenrecidae. Gene Ontology annotation, biological process: regulation of transcription by RNA polymerase II; cell differentiation. Gene Ontology annotation, molecular function: DNA-binding transcription factor activity, RNA polymerase II-specific; RNA polymerase II cis-regulatory region sequence-specific DNA binding. The transcript has 5 exons. Bases 1 to 1032 code for a protein of 343 amino acids. The record is from RefSeq and is a predicted model, not a curated record.
AUGUUAGCGGUGGGGGCAAUGGAGGGCACCCGGCAGAGCGCGUUCCUGCUCAGCAGCCCGCCGCUGGCCGCUCUGCACAGCAUGGCCGAGAUGAAGACCCCUCUGUAUCCCCCCGCCUACUCCCAGCUACCCGCCGGGCCCCUCUCCUCCUCUUCCUCGUCUUCGUCUUCCUCCUCCUCGUCGCCCUCCCCGCCCUUGGGCACCCACAACCCCGGCGGCCUGAAGCCCCCGACCGCGGGGGGGCUCUCGUCCCUGGGCAGCCCCCCGCAGCAGCUCUCGGCCGCCACUCCGCACGGCAUCAACGACAUCCUGAGCCGGCCCUCCAUGCCCGUGGCUUCGGGGCCGCCGAAGUCUUUCCAAGUCCCGGGACUGCUUUCCUGCAGCCGAGUGCCAGCAACUGCAGGAAUUUGCGGGAGCUCGCGGAAGCUUCGGGGUCAAACCCGCGGGCGGGAGGCGGCCCUAGAGGGUGCAGAUCAAGGAUCCAUUUUGUUGGACAAAGACGGUAAGAGAAAACACACCAGACCCACGUUCUCUGGCCAGCAGAUCUUCGCCCUGGAGAAGACGUUCGAACAAACCAAAUACUUGGCGGGGCCAGAGAGGGCUCGCUUGGCCUAUUCAUUGGGCAUGACUGAGAGUCAGGUCAAGGUAUGGUUCCAGAACCGCCGCACCAAGUGGAGGAAGAAGCACGCGGCCGAGAUGGCCACAGCCAAGAAGAAGCAGGACUCGGAGACCGAGCGGCUCAAGGGGGCGUCGGAGAACGAAGAGGAGGACGACGAUUACAACAAGCCCCUGGACCCCAACUCGGACGACGAGAAAAUCACGCAGCUGCUGAAGAAGCACAAGCGCUGGGACGCGGCGUUCUCCCGCCGGCGGCGGGGCGGGCGAGGAGAGGUGCCAUUUGGAGGGUCGACGCCCACCGCGCCGGGGACCUCGGAGCGCCGCGGGCAGGCGGGCGGGCGAGCGGCCGCCACCGCUGCCCAGAGGGACGCUUCUCCCCCGCAGACUGCGGUGCCCCCUAAAGUAACCUGUUGA